Messenger RNA from Manduca sexta (tobacco hornworm), 1924 nucleotides. It is a transcript of the gene CCT6, whose product is annotated as T-complex protein 1 subunit zeta. Gene Ontology annotation, cellular component: chaperonin-containing T-complex. The record is from RefSeq and is a predicted model, not a curated record. Gene Ontology annotation, biological process: protein folding. Gene Ontology annotation, molecular function: ATP binding; ATP hydrolysis activity; ATP-dependent protein folding chaperone. NCBI's taxonomy places the organism in Eukaryota, Metazoa, Arthropoda, Insecta, Lepidoptera, Sphingidae.
GGUUAUAUUCUCUAUAAGCAUCUCUAUUUCCCUUUAUAAUCUAUGCGUUGCGGGUUGAUCAUUCUCUGUAAAGUUUUCGGUUUCCUCGUGCAUUAUUUUCAAUCAACUAAAUAAUUAAUUUGUAAAAUGGCUGCAAUUAGCUUACUAAAUCCCAAAGCCGAAUUCGCAAGGGCCGCCCAAGCUUUAGCGGUAAAUAUAUCAGCUGCAAAAGGUAUACAAGAUGUCAUGAGAACUAACCUCGGGCCUAAGGGCACCCUAAAAAUGUUAGUGUCUGGAGCGGGUGACAUUAAAAUCACCAAGGAUGGCAAUGUCCUGCUCCACGAGAUGCAGAUUCAGCAUCCCACUGCCUCAUUGAUAGCUCGUGCCUCCACAGCACAAGACGAUGCCACCGGUGAUGGCACCACCUCCACUGUGCUCCUGAUUGGGGAACUGCUCAAACAAGCUGACAUUUACAUUAGUGAAGGUUUGCAUCCAAGAAUAAUUACUGAAGGAUUUGAUGCAGCUCGCAACAAGGCUUUAGAAAUUUUAGACUCAAUGAAGAUACCUAUUGAGGUCAAAAGAGAGAACCUAUUAGAUGUUGCUCGUACAUCACUUAAAACAAAGGUCCAUUCAAACAUUGCGGAAUUGUUGACCGAUGCUUGUGUAGAUGCAGUACUGUCUAUCCGCUCAGGUGAUAAGCCUGUGGACUUGCACAUGGUGGAAAUUAUGGAAAUGAAACACAAAACGGCCACAGAGACUACACUUAUUAAAGGGUUGGUUAUGGAUCAUGGAGCGCGUCACCCGGACAUGCCGAAACGCGUGGAAAACGCUUACAUUCUGACGUGCAAUGUCUCGCUGGAGUAUGAGAAGACACAAGUUAACUCAGGCUUCUUCUAUAAAUCUGCUGAAGAAAGAGAAAAGUUAGUCGCUGCAGAGAGGGACUUCAUUGAUCAAAGAGUUCAAAAGAUUAUUGCGUUGAAAAAGAAAGUGUGCGAUGGUACAGACAAGACAUUCGUUGUCAUUAACCAGAAAGGUAUUGACCCUAUGUCCUUGGACGCAUUUGCCAAGGAAGGUAUCAUAGGACUUCGCAGAGCCAAGAGACGUAACAUGGAACGUUUGGCAUUAGCCUGUGGUGGUAUGGCUGUGAACUCUGUAGACGACUUGACUGAAGACGUUUUGGGUUACGCCGGACUCGUUUACGAACACAUCUUGGGAGAGGACAAGUACACCUUUGUUGAGGAGUGCAAAAACCCACAGUCUGUUACCAUUCUUAUUAAAGGUCCAAACAAGCACACGCUUACCGAAAUUAAAGAUGCCGUCCGCGACGGUCUCAGGGCAAUCAACAACGCCAUAGAGGACAAAUGCAUAAUUCCCGGUGCAGCCGCUUUCGAGAUCAAAGCGAAUGUAGAACUCCUUAAAUACAAGGACACCGUUAAAGGAAAGUCUCGUUUGGGUAUCCAGGCAUAUGCAGAGGCAUUGCUGGUCAUCCCAAAAACGCUAGCUGUCAACUCUGGCUAUGAUGCUCAGGAUACGAUUGUGAAACUCCAAGAAGAAGCUGGCUUGAGCCCUGAUCCUAUAGGCCUUGACUUGAGCACCGGAGAAGCUAUCAAACCUAAUGAUUUGGGCAUCUACGACAAUUACAUUGUUAAGAAACAAAUCCUCAACUCCUGUUCUGUAAUUGCUAGCAACCUCCUUUUGGUUGAUGAAAUUAUGAGAGCGGGUAUGAGCAGUCUCAAGGGAUAAUAUAAGUUGUUGAGGGCCAAGGAAGUAUUUUUAAAUAAUAUCGCUUUAGUUCACUUUACUUACUACACUCUUGCAUUGCAGUGAUAUUUUUUUUUUCUUUUAAUGAUGCAUUUAAUACAUCUAUAAAUUAAUUGAUAUUUGUCGCAAAACCAUUGUAUUAGUGUAUUAACACAUUACUCUAAUUAAAUUAAUAAAUGCUAAA